Molecule: messenger RNA, 3105 nt
Organism: Megalobrama amblycephala (Wuchang bream)
Lineage: Eukaryota; Metazoa; Chordata; Actinopteri; Cypriniformes; Xenocyprididae
Gene: galca
Product: galactosylceramidase a
Exons: 17
Coding region: 270-2252 (660 amino acids)
Biological process (GO): galactosylceramide catabolic process
Cellular component (GO): lysosome
Molecular function (GO): galactosylceramidase activity
Source: RefSeq, a predicted model, not a curated record
CGAGUAGGGAAUAUUUAUGUUUCAGGAAAUUAGGAGUGUGAGAAAUGCUGAAAUAUUUAAUACAAAUGAAAUAAUGUUAGAUAUUUGCAUACGUUGUUCUUGAAUUAAUGAGCUCAGUUUUACCUCAUGCAUGUCUGUAUAAACUAGAACAAUGACAAGAAUGGAGUUUCACUUGAAGAUCAGUCGGAGCACAUGACACGGAAGUGGCUGCAAAUCAUAAACAUCCUCAUGACUGACUUCAGUAGCAGUUCAUAAUCAUCCAUCAAAACAUGCAAAACUACACUCUGCUGUUAAUAAUCUCCUGCAUUCUUGGGUGUUCUGCUCAGUUUUAUGUUAUAGAUGAUCGGAUUGGAUUAGGGAGAGAAUUUGAUGGGAUAGGUGGAUUAAGCGGAGGAGGAGCCACUUCGCGACUUCUUGUCAACUAUGAAGAACCGUAUCGGAGUCAGAUAUUGGAUUUCUUAUUCAAGCCCAACUUUGGAGCUUCACUUCACAUCUUAAAGGUUGAAAUAGGAGGCGACGGUCAAACCACAGAUGGGACAGAACCCUCUCACAUGCACAGUAAGGAUGAAGGGAACUUUUUCCGUGGAUAUGAAUGGUGGCUUAUGAAAGAAGCCAAGAAAAGAAAUCCGGACAUCAAGCUGAUUGGUCUUCCCUGGGCAUUUCCAGGAUGGGUUGGAUAUGGAACCCAAUGGCCUUACUUCUUUCCAAAUGUUACUGCCAACUAUAUUAUUACAUGGAUCAGGGGGGCAAAGCAGCAUCAUAACCUUGACAUUGAUUACAUUGGGAUAUGGAAUGAAAAAACAUGUGAUCCAACAUACAUUAAGGUGCUGAGAGAUAUUUUGGACAGAGCUGGUUUUUCAAAUAUCGGCAUCAUUGCUGCAGAUGGAGACUGGUCCAUUGCAGCUGACAUGCUGAAGGAUCCGUAUCUGAAUGAUGCUAUUGAGGUGAUAGGUGUCCACUAUCCAGGCACCAACACGGUGAAGGAAGCUCUGUGGACGGAGAGGAAGCUUUGGUCGUCUGAAGAUUACAGCACCUUCAAUGACGACAUCGGUGCCGGAUGCUGGGCUCGCAUUUUAAACCAGAACUACGUGAACGGCAGAAUGACCUCGACUAUAUCCUGGAAUUUGAUAGCAAGUUACUACGAGAAUCUGUCCUUUGGUGGAGAUGGGCUGAUGACAGCAGAGGAGCCCUGGAGUGGACAUUAUUUAGUGGAAUCUCCGAUAUGGAUGACUGCACACACAACUCAAUUUACACAGCCAGGUUGGUUUUAUCUACAGACGGUGGGGAAUCUCACCAGUGGAGGAAGUUAUGUGGCUUUAACAGACCGUAAAGGGAACCUAACAAUUGUUAUUGAAACCAUGACACAUAAUCACUCUCAGUGCAUUCGUCCUCCUCUACCGUACUUUGAAGUCUCUCCUCAGAUGGUCACAUUUCGGCUCAAAGGCUCUUUUGCACAUCUCACUGACCUUAAACUGUGGUACUCAAAAUUGGAUUUUGAGACCAAAAAGGAUACACUCUUUGAGCUGAGGAGUCCUAUUAAGGUCCAUAAUGGUUCCUUCACCCUAAAACUGGAUGUUGAUGAGGUUUACACAAUCACAACAGUCACCAAUGGAGAAAGAGGCUUCUACCCAGAGCCCCCCAAAUCCCGCCCGUUUCCGAAGAAAUACUCUGAUGACUUCACAAUUGAUGACCCUCCAUUUUCUGAGGCUCCGUAUUUUGCUGAUCAAACCGGUGUGUUUGAGUACUUCAGAAACAGCACAGAUAAUGGCUCACACGCCUUUACCUUACGGCAGGUGAUCACUGAACGGCCCGUCACCUGGGCUAGAGAUGCCGACCAGACCAUCAGCAUCAUAGGGGACUACAGUUGGACAGACCUCACUGUGUCCUGUGAGGCCCUAAUUGAGACCCCUGUCACUGGAGGUGUGUUCCUGGCUGCCAGGGUUGAUCAAGGUGGAGAAUCCGUCAGAGAGGCAAAGGGUGUCUUUUAUUGGCUUUUUGCAAAUGGAACCUAUAAAGUGACAAAUGACAUAGGUGGAAAGAGAGUUCUUGCUGAAGGGCUGUCAGGAACAAGGGCAGGUGUAUGGUAUACCUUAACCCUUAGUGUCAAGGGAUAUUUUGCCUCAGGGAUGCUGAAUGGCUAUCCACUGUGGAAGAAUGCUGUUGUUCUCGAACCUAAGAAUGGCUGGGCUGCACUUGGAACUUUCUCUUUUGAAUAUGCACAGUUUGAUAAUUUUGAAGUAAAUGCAGAUUGAUUUUCACUUACUCUGAUAGGUGCAUUCACUCCAUGUCGGAAUUACUGUAAUUAUGAUUCUGACUUGAAAAUGCUUCAAGUCAUUGUAGAACUCUUAAUUACAAAAAGAGCUCUGACUUGUACCAUGUGACCACUGUCACCUAACUACUGCAGAUUCAUUUUCCCAUUGAUAAUGUUGCCAUAUAAACGUAUAAUUCUGAGGAUGUGAACAUAAGUUGUCAUCCUGUAAUUACAUUAAUUACAACAUGGCGUGAAUUCAGGAUUUUGCUGCAUUGACACCAGGUCCUUUCACCAUGUUUCUUCAAAAUGUCUUUAUUUCGGUGAAAAAAUAACACUGUGAUGAAUGUCUUAUUUUAUUUAAUUUGGUGAUUUGCCUUUUUUUACUGGAAUGGUUGGUUUUAUUUUUAGGAUUUAUAAAUGCAGAAUCUGUGUGCGAGAUGUUGAUCUUCAAAAAGGGAUAUUCUGUGCUAAUUAACUGGGCUGUUUGUCAAAGUAGACAGUGAAUGGCAUGCACUACCAGUUUAAAGUCUGAACUUAUUAAUGGAAUUGGUUUACAUGAUUUUAAAAAUCUUCUUAUCUUUAUAUGCAGAAUUCAAAUUGAAAACAAAUUUGUUUGAAUAGAAACAACUCUAUAUUGUAAACAAUACUGUUUAAACAUAAAAUGAUAAAAGACCUGGUUUACACAAGAGCAGUCUAGACAAUGUGCAUAGGGAUGAUAAAUGUUCUAGACAAAGUAGGUAAUUUUACCUAAUGUCAACCAAAGAAUGAUGGGAUCAUGCAUAACCUAAAAAAUGAUUAAAUGAUUCUUAAUAAACUUGAAUGAUCAUGAAUGAUCAUUUAUCAUGUCACAAGCA